Messenger RNA from Macadamia integrifolia, 2800 nucleotides. RefSeq names its product F-box/kelch-repeat protein At1g57790-like. The record is from RefSeq and is a predicted model, not a curated record. The transcript is spliced from 2 exons. NCBI's taxonomy places the organism in Eukaryota, Viridiplantae, Streptophyta, Magnoliopsida, Proteales, Proteaceae. The coding region runs from base 1782 to 2708 and encodes 308 amino acids. Gene Ontology annotation, molecular function: protein binding.
UACAAAAGGGAGACGGAACUCUUCAGUUUUCUCGUCCAUUGUCAUGCUCCUUAGAUGGUGCUGCUUCGAUUUGCUGGAAAGAGGUGACGUGGUUAGGGAAAGCUCUUCCUUCAACAGAGAGGGUCUCCUUCUUGGAGACGGAAACCCAGCGAAGAAGAGUUCUCAGCGUCGAUCCAGAGAAAUCAGCGAGGGCUGGACUGCAACAGAGGACCGGGCCGACAAGAGGAAGGAGGACGAAAUCCAAGGGGCCGGUGGCGUCGAGGGAAGUGUCGACCUGCGGGAGAACUUCGAACCAGAUUCUUCAUAAAUUUCAGCUAGAGGAAAGUCAAUAAAGCACACAAAUGGUUGAUGGAAGUAGGGAAACUGAUGUUGAGGACCAACCUGAGCGUCCUCGUCCACCAAUCCUUAAAGCACACCCUGUGCUUGUCUUCUUCCAUGGAGCAUAUAGAGGACUCAAAACUUUGGUCAAUAGGAGGAAAGGCAAGAAAACACAGAAAAUGGAGAAUGAUAGCAUAGAAAUAGAUGUUGAGAAUCAACAUGAGCAUUCACGUCCUCCAGCCCUUGGGUCACACCCUUUACUUGUCUUCUCCCAUGGAGUAGAUGGACGAGUCCAAACUUUCUUCAGCAUAUCAGAAACUCACGACUAUGUUAGAAGCAUUCCUGACAUGACUAACAAAUACUUUUGCACUUGUUCUCAUGGAUGGUUGAUAAUGUUGGCUGCUGAUUCAGAUGACUGUUUUCUUUUAAAUCCUGAAUCCUUAGAGAAAAUUCAACUACCACAUUUGGAAUUCUCUAGUUGGUAUUUUUGCGUUCUUUCCUCGGCCCCGGACAAUCCCAAUGGAUGCUUUAUCCUUUUCUUUGGUCGUAAUUAUCUUAGGUUUUGUCGGCCUUGUGAUGAUGAAUGGGUUAUGGAAGAAUUGGAAUAUCAGAUUUUAUGUGCUAUUGGAUGUGAAGGAAAGAUUUAUGCACUGGGGUCUAAUGAUAUGAAUAAUAUUUCCUUUUUCGAAGUGAACCCUGGUUCUGGGAUGAGGAUAUUGAGACAAGGGUUACCCAUGCCAUCACAGCUGAAGCGUUCAUCGUGUUGCAAAUAUUAUAUGGUUGAAUCUUAUGGUGAGGUUUUUGUCAUUAGAGAAGCAUGCUGGCAGCAAUUCAAUCCAAGAGUUCGAUAUUUUGAGAUUUUUAAGUUUAAUUUAUCUACAACAGAUUGUGAGAAGGUCGAAACCUUGGGGGACCGUGCAUUCUUUAUUGAUAAAGUCAAGACUCUUUGCCUUUCCUGUUUGGCCACAGAAUCAGGAAUUAAAAAGAAUUCAAUCUACUUUACAGAUUGGGAUAAAAAUUUGUACAUAUUUGAUGUUGAACUUAAAAACAUCUCAAUCUCUUUACCUUGUCCAGAUGCUGGUUUUCCACCGUUUGAUGUUGCUUGGAUAAUGUCUGCGCCUACUAACUAUGAUGAAGGAAAUGCUUAUGAAAACAGAUGCAAGGAAGAAAAUACUCUUGUCAUAGUGGAAAGUACCAUCCCCACGAACAGAAACAUAGUGGAAGUGGAGAUAAAAUGUGAAGGAGGAAACACUCAUGGUAUGGUGAAAAAUAUUGUCCCCCCCACAAUCACAAACACGAUGGAAGAGGUAAUAACUAUGCAACAAUUAAAUUGGUCUUGGGCUGAUCUACCACAAGAACUUCUAAGUUUGAUCCAAUUACAUCUCUUUGUUGGUGAUCGUGUUUGCUUUCGUGCUGUCUGUAGAAAGUGGAGAUGUUCAUAGGCUCCACUUCCACUGGACUCAAUGGAUUACUUGAUGAUGACUUCUUCUCCAUGCCUUAUAUUCUCUGCUAUGAAUAACUGCAAUAUUAACUUGUUCUACCCAAUGUAUAACUUCACUUAUACCUUGAAACUGAAGGAAGAAUUGUAUGGUGUGGAGAUUUGCUUUGCUAAGGAUGGUUGGUUGUUGUUGGUUCGAGGUGAUCACAACAUGUUUUUCUUGAAUCCUUUCACAAGUGCUAGGAUUGAAAUUACCUAUUUCCCCCUCGGGUUUAAUUUUGAUGCCGUUUGCUUCACCUCCACACCAACUUCCUCAGAUUGUACAGUUUUUGGCAUCGUUUCAUCGGAAGACUACGAGGUUACUAUUUUCAUCAAUCGUUGUAGAGAAGAGACCUGGGAAAUUUACAGUUUAGAAAAUAAGACGAGAUGGGGUGUUUACAAUUGUUUAUGUAAUUCAGUUUCAUUUAUUCCUUCUCAAAGCAACCCAGUUCUCUAUGGUGGGCUAUUUUAUUGUUUUGAUGAGGAGGGAAAGUUGGGGUCAUUUGAUCUUGAGAGAGGUAGUUGGAAUGUGUUUAGAACCUCAUGUAGACACGAUAUGUCGGAGUACGAUCAGAAUUUUUUGGUAGAAUGUGAUGGCAAUCUCCUAUCAGUGUUUAUCGGUCCGUAUGGGAGAUGGAUUCGAGUUUGUAGACUGGAUCAAUCUAAGAUGCUUUGGAAGGAUGUAAACAGCUUGGGAGAUUGGAUGUUGUUUCUUAGUGAAAAAACUUCUCUUUCUGCAAAGGCAACUGUGAGGGGAACGGGUAACAAGAUCUACAUUCAAAGAUUUUAUGCCAACCUUGGUGUGUUCUAUUCUCUUGCUACUCAAAAGUAUCAUACUUUUGAUGGUGGCUACUGUCUGGAAAAUUAUUAUGAUACCACAGAAGAGGUCCAAUGCACUUGGAUGAUGACAUGAAUCACAUCUUGAGGGGGUGUAGGUUAUUUUGUUGUGAUAGUAAUUGUAGCUUCAAGUGCAUAUUUUUAAUUAAAUUCCUUUUCCAGAUUUUA